AUGACCCAAGAGAGGGAUAAGGGUGCAAAAAGAAAAUAUGGAGUUAUGCAAAGUUCAGAUGGGCCAGAAUUGCUGUUUUCUAUGAAGUUGGAUCCUGAAAUCUAUUCAUCUUCAAACCCACGGAAAGAGCUACCCCAGGCUCCUUGCCUAACUGAUGUGGAGCCAGACAGAAUCAGUUACUUACCGGGUCAUGUAAUAGACCAAGUUUUGUCACAUUUGUCAGUUAAGGAAGCAGUGAGAACAAGUGUGUUAUCUAGCAAAUGGAGGUACAGAUGGGCCACGCUACCCAAUCUUGUGUUCGAUGACCAAUGUAUCUCUGUGGCUACUCAGGAUCAUAUGAUUAUCAAGAACAAGCUUUUGAGAACUGUUGAUCAUGUUCUGCUCCUUCAUUCCGGGCCAAUCAACAAGUUCAAGCUCUCCCAUCAUGAUCUCAUUGGUGUGACUGAUAUUGAUCGUUGGACGCUUCAUGUAUGCAGAAAGUCUAUUAAAGAGUUUGUUUUGGAAAUAUGGAAAGGGCAGCGCUAUAAGAUACACUCAUGUUUAUUUUCUUGUCAAAGUUUGACUCAUUUAGAAUUAUUCAAUUGUUGGCUUAAACCUCCAUCAACAUUUAAAGGGUUUAAGAACUUGAAGAGUCUUGAUCUUCAACAUGUUACCAUAGCUCUGGAUGCUUUUGAAAAAUUGAUAUCCAGCUGCCCAGUGCUUGAACGGUUAACUCUGAUGAACUUUGAUGGUUUCACUCAUCUUAAUAUUGAUGCACCGAAUCUCCUGUUUUUUGACAUUGGGGGUAGAUUUAAUGGAGGCUCUAGCAAUUUGCUCAAAUUUUUUGUUCAUCUACCACACGUGCAAAGGCUGGAGGUUCAAAGCUAUUUUUUAAAGUAUUUGGCAGCGGGGGUUGUGCCAAUAAAGCUUCCAAGACCAUGCAUUGAUCUAAGCUAUCUUUCCAUACGCAUAAACUUCAACGAUUUGAAGGAAAUCUCAGCUGCUCUCUGCAUCUUAAGAAGCUCCCCUAAUCUACAAGAGCUAGAAAUAUUGGCUCGACCGGAGGAGCAGACUGUUCAGUUAACACACACCUAUUGUUGGGAAGAUGUCUAUUUUGCUUGUCCAGACAUGCAUCUGCGAUAUGUAAAGAUAGAUGACAUAUCUGGUGUCAAACCUGAAUUAGAUUUCAUCAACUUUCUACUUCUAUACUCUCCUGUGUUAGAAAGGAUGACUGUGAAGCCUGCUUCAAACAUCGGAACAGAACUGAUGAAAGAACUUUUGCGGUUUAGGAGAGUCUCAAGAAGAGCUGAAAUUAUUUACCUUGACUCUCCUUAG
This is a messenger RNA of Sphenostylis stenocarpa, 1314 nucleotides long. The record is from the annotation of a GenBank genome assembly. NCBI's taxonomy places the organism in Eukaryota, Viridiplantae, Streptophyta, Magnoliopsida, Fabales, Fabaceae.